AUGUCGCGGAACUCGGAAAAGCAGGGCAGCAUGUUGCAUCGGUUCCAGCAGCAACAAGCCAAUGCUGCUGGCUUGCUGGACGUUGGCCGCACAGUUCGCCCAACAUACAUCUCUGGAGUGGAGAGUCUCCCCCAGGCUGAGAAAUGGAGAUCUCAGGUCAUGAAGGAGAUUUCCAGAAAGGUGACCAAGAUCCAGGACCCGGCGCUGUCUGACUUCCAGCUCAGAGACCUCAAUGACGAAAUCAACAAGCUGAUGAGCGAACGGCAUCGAUGGGACCUGCAGAUCCGAAGUCUAGGAGGGCCCAAUUACGCCUCGUUUGGAGGAAAGAAGCGAGGUUACCAAUACUACGGACGAGCUAGAGAGCUUCCAGGCGUGUCCGAAAUGCUGCAGUCGCAAAAGAAGGACGAUACCAAGAAAUCCGGUGACUUUUACAUCCCUCCAAAGAACCUCAAUAUGGUGUACUUUGGCUACGCCGAUGAUAAUGUCACGGGGCUGAUGGAGUUUGAGAAACAGAGAGAAUCUGAAUUACAGGAUAUGCUUGCUGGAAAACCAGACGAAGAUAGUGGUUUCGUUGUCGGAGAUAUCACUGUUCCCGAGGAGGGAGAUUUGGAAGCACGAUUACUGGAGGAAAGGAAACGACGUGUGCAGGCUCUGCUAGACUAG
Yarrowia lipolytica CLIB122 is the source of this 663-nucleotide messenger RNA. RefSeq lists its product as uncharacterized. Gene Ontology annotation, biological process: mRNA 3'-splice site recognition; generation of catalytic spliceosome for second transesterification step. Gene Ontology annotation, cellular component: post-spliceosomal complex; Prp19 complex; catalytic step 2 spliceosome. The record is from RefSeq and is a predicted model, not a curated record. Lineage: Eukaryota; Fungi; Ascomycota; Dipodascomycetes; Dipodascales.